This is a messenger RNA of Penicillium diatomitis, 1176 nucleotides long. Its product is annotated as zinc finger HIT domain-containing protein. The transcript is spliced from 3 exons. Lineage: Eukaryota; Fungi; Ascomycota; Eurotiomycetes; Eurotiales; Aspergillaceae. Gene Ontology annotation, biological process: snoRNA localization; maturation of LSU-rRNA from tricistronic rRNA transcript (SSU-rRNA, 5.8S rRNA, LSU-rRNA); box C/D snoRNP assembly. Gene Ontology annotation, cellular component: nucleus; pre-snoRNP complex. The record is from RefSeq and is a predicted model, not a curated record. Bases 1 to 1176 code for a protein of 391 amino acids.
AUGGACAAUUCAGAUCCACUCCUCAGUGAGCUCUGCUCAAUCUGUCACGUCAAUCCCCCGAAAUACCGCUGUCCACGCUGCGCAACACGAACCUGCUCCCUCCCCUGUUCCCGCCGUCACAAGCUCUGGUCCCAAUGUUCAGGUGUCCGAGAUCCAGCCGCAUACUUGAAGCGAAGCGAGCUAGCCAGCGAAGCGGCCUUUGAUCGCGAUUUCAACUUCAUCACGGGCAUUGAGCGGACGUUGGAGCGCGCAGAGCGAGACGCAGAGAAUCGAGGCAUUGAUCUCACUCGUGAACCUGUGGGGAACGAGGAAGAUGAUAUCCCCAAUGAUGCAGCUACGGAUCCUGUGGGCGCGGGUCGCAAGAGGAAACAUCCUACGCAAGGUCUGGUGAAAGGUGAAGCUGGGUUUUUGCGAGGCGCAGAGGCUGGUGCAGUGAGGGUAUUGAGGGCGCCGAGGGGAAUGUCGAGGAAUACGCAGAAUACGUCGCGAUGGCAUCCAAAGCACAAGUGUCUCAGCUGGACGGUGGAAUGGGUGUCUGCGACAGGCGACAAGACCGUUCGCAAUGCGCUGGAGACGUAUCAGGUCUCCGACGCCUAUGACCGCGCUUUCCCUCCUCCAAAAGAAGCGAGAGCUCAUACAGAUGGGAAGAAAGACGACGUUGUACCUGGGAACGAAAGAUCCGCUGAGCAAACGUCUUCCGAAGCGAAUAAUCCGGAUCAUGAGUCCGCAGAUACGAAAAGUCAGGCCGCUGCUUCGGAGUCGGCAGGAGAGAAAGGUGCUACACCACUUAUUGAUCCCCAUCGCAAUCUCUACUUCUACCUACACCGCCCGAGGACGUCGACGAAGAAGCCGGUCAUUGUUCCCCUGCCGCCCUCCGAAACUUUGCACACGGUACUUCGGGAUCGAACGGUCCUUGAGUUUCCCACAAUCUACGUCUUGACUGAUUCUGCAGAGACGAUUCGGGAAUCCAAGGAGACGUAUCCAUUCAUUCUGGAAGAGGAAUACUUACACUCGGCGCCUCAGGAGACGAGGGACGAGACUACGGAGUCUGAUCAGGACGAGCCAGCAGUGCCGGCGGGAACAAGCCAAGGCACUCUUGGCGUCAAUAUAGAGAACGUGGACGAAAAGACCGUGAUGGAGGUGCUUAAACAGGACUUGUUUGAAAAUAUCCCAUGA